Oenanthe melanoleuca is the source of this 4138-nucleotide messenger RNA. It is a transcript of the gene ZP1, whose product is annotated as zona pellucida glycoprotein 1. The transcript has 11 exons. The coding region runs from base 1003 to 4008 and encodes 1001 amino acids. Gene Ontology annotation, biological process: prevention of polyspermy; binding of sperm to zona pellucida. Gene Ontology annotation, molecular function: acrosin binding; structural constituent of egg coat. Gene Ontology annotation, cellular component: egg coat. NCBI's taxonomy places the organism in Eukaryota, Metazoa, Chordata, Aves, Passeriformes, Muscicapidae. The record is from RefSeq and is a predicted model, not a curated record.
GAUAUGUGGGAUACACAAUACACGUAUGCCCAGAUAUAUAUUGGAUAUAUACCAGAUAUUUAUUGGACAUACGUAUAGGGUAUAUAUUGGAUACAUAUGGAACUUUUAUAGGAUACAGAACAGACAGCUCAGACAUAUAUAGCACAUAUAUAAAACAUAUAUUAGACAUAGAUAUGUAUAUAUAAAUAGGGCAUAUAUGGAGCACACACAGAACAUGUGUUGGCCAUAUAUCAAGCCCAGCUGUGUCUCUGGGGAUAUACUGCUCUCUCUGCAGCUUCCCGGGGAGGUUUGAGGGAAUCGCAUCCAGCCUCCAGCUCCUUGCCCUCCUGCUGGGAUCCCUGUGCUCCUGGGAGCUGGCAUGACCCUGUUCCCACGCCCAGGGCAUGGGACAGGGAGUGGCUGUGACCAGUGCUCCAGGAUGGGUGGGGACGGGUGAUGCGGUUUAAUCCACAGUGAAGAUAAAUCCCAGAAGGAAAAUCUGGGGAAAGGGAGGCAGAGGGAAUGCACAUGGAGGACUUUGGAUGCCCUGUGGCACUGCCAGCAGGGCACAGCCAGGGCACAGCAGGGAUUUGGGGUAACUGGCUGAGUCAGAUGCCGCUGGGGCCAUGCCACUGUGUCCCCUGGUCACAUGGGUAUGCCAGGAGUGGCGUGUCCAGAUGUCACCACUGUCCCCACUGGCUCUGGGGAGCUGGGCACACACCAGCCUUCUCCUUUCCCCCUGGAUAACUUGAUCCAGCUGGGCAUCCUGCCUGGCACCAGUUCCAUUCCCUGUUCACUGGGACUGUCUCCAAGCACGGGAUAAGCUUGGUUUGUCCUUGGUCACUGUGACACGGCCACAGGAGGUGACCACAGGGCCGGGGCACCGAGGUCACCGGCGGCACGGGAGCGAGGAGCCCUGGGCAGAGCUCAUCCCACGGGAUCAGCUGAUCCUGAUCCCCCCCCACAUCCCAUCUGGAUAUAAAUGCACAGCGCAGAGCCCUGUGCUCCGUCUGUGUCACUGCCAUGGGACAGAGCUGUUCCUUCCUCCUGCUCCUCUUCCUCCUGUCCCCGUGGCCCAGAGCCACCGUGGCACUCCUGCAGUACCGCCAGGAAUGCGGAGAGCUGGGAAUGCAGCUCCUGGUCCUCCCGCCCCACGGCCGCUCUGUUCGCUUCAAGGUUCUGGACGAGUUUGGCUCCCGCUUUGAUGUGGCCAACUGCUCCAUCUGCCUCCACUGGCUGAAUUCCAGAGAGGACGGCUCCGUCAUCUUCUCCUCUGGCUACAAGGGCUGCCACGUCCUGUUCAAGGAGAACCGCUACAUCCUGCGGGUGCAGCUGGAGGAGCUGCUGUCCAGCGGGAUCCCCGUCACCUCCUAUGAGGUCAACAUGACCUGCCCCACGCCAGGUGGCUCUGAGGUGCUCCCAGAUGGGAAGCGGGAGCAGGCCCGGGACACAGGAGUCCUGUUCUCCCACACUGGCCUGCACCAGCUCUCCGAGUCCUCCCUCACCUUUACGGGAUCCCACUACACAUCCCAAGAUCAUGUGGAGCAGAUUCACACCGUGGGACAUUACGAGCCCAGCUCAGUCCUUCCUGGGAUGCAGCACCAUUCCAGUCCGGCUCAUUCGGGGCUUCUGUCCCAGCCUAGUGGGGCUCAUCCUGUCACCCAAUUCCAGGGAAGCUUCAUCCAGCCGGGAGUGCAGCCACUCCAGACUGGGGGGCAGAACCAGCCAGGGAUGCUUCGCCCAGUGCUUGUAUCCCAAAACCAUCCCAGUUUUGUGCAUCCUGGGGGUCAGACACAGCCGGGGAACCUGCGUCCAGGGUCUGUAUCCCAAAACCAGCCUGGGAUGAUGCACCCUGGGGGACAAAACCAGCCAGGGAUUCGCCCAGGGUCUGUAUCCCAAAACCAGCCUGGGAUGAUGUAUCCUGGGGGACAAAAUCAACCAGGGAUUCGCCCAGGGUCUGUAUCCCAAAACCAUCUUGGGGGACAAAACCAGCCAGGGAUUCGCCCAGGGUUUGUAUCCCAAAACCAGCCUGGGAUGAUGCAUCAUGGAGGACAAAACCAGCCAGGGAUUCGCCCAGGGUCUGUAUCCCAAAACCAGCCUGGGAUGAUGCAUCAUGGAGGACAAAACCAGCCAGGGAUUCGCCCAGGGUCUGUAUCCCAAAACCAGCCUGGGAUGAUGCAUCAUGGGGGACAAAACCAGCCAGGGAUUCGCCCAGGGUCUGUAUCCCAAAACCAGCCUGGGAUGAUGCAUCAUGGAGGACAAAACCAGCCAGGGAUUCGCCCAGGUUCUGUAUCUCAAAACCAUCUUGGGGGACAAAACCAGCCAGUAUUUCGCCCAGAGUCUGUAGCACAAAACCAGCCUGGGAUAUUGCAUCUUGGAGGACAAAACCAGCCAGGGAUUCGCCCAGGGUCUGUAGCACAAAACCAGCCUGGGGGACAACACCAACCAGGGAUUCGCCCAGGGUUUGUAUCCCAAAACCCUCCUGGGGGCCAAAACCAACCAGGGCUUCGCCCUGGACUUGUAUCCCAAAACCAGCCUGGCUCAAGCUCCACUGGUGCCCAGACUUCCACAGGAUUCCUGCGCCCAGGAGCUCAGGCCCCAAACCAGGUGGGAGUAUCCCGUCCCAGUGAUUACUCCAACUCCCAGACCGGGCUCCAUGGCAGCACUGGGCUGCUCCAUCCUGGCCAUCCCAGCCCGGCUUUGGUGCACCCAGGACUCUCAUCCUGGCCAGGUUACAUCAGGCCUGGACUCCAGCCCCAGCCAGGCCUGGGACGCCCAGGGCUGCAGCCCCAGCCUGGAUUGCUCCGUCCUGGGAGCCUGCUGGAGUCCACAGCACUCUUCUACCCUUCGGCAGGGGCAGGAACGCAGCUGACACGGGAGCAGUGCCAGGUGCCAGUGGGCCGGAUGCCGUGCCUGGCUCCCCAGGGACAGGAUGGAUGCCUGCAGGCGGGAUGCUGCUAUGACGACAUGGACCGUACCACACCCUGCUAUUAUGGGAAUACCGCCACCGUGCAGUGCCUGCUGGAGGGAUACUUUGUCCUGGUGGUCCCACGGGGAAUGGUGGCGGCGCCGUACAACCCGGACAGUGUGCGGCUGGCCAGCAGCCAGGCGGGGUGUGAGCCCCUCCACACAUCCGAGGCCUUUGUCAUGUUCCGCUUCCCGGUCACCCACUGCGGCACCACAGUCCAGGUGAUUGAGGACAGGCUGAUCUAUGAAAACCAGCUGAUCUCUACCAUUGAUGUCCAGGGAUCCCCCCGUGGCUCAGUCACUCGGGACAGCGUCUACAUUCUCCAUGCUCGGUGCAUCUACAAUUCCAGCGACCUGCUUCCCUUGGGAGUGGAGGUGGCCGCGCCCCCCACGGCCGCCGCCCUGGCCAUGCCAGGCCCACUGGGGCUCCAGCUGCGGAUUGCCACCGGUGGGUGCUCCCUAUCCUGCUCCCUAUCCCGCUCCCCAAACCACUCAACCCCUCCCACUAUUCCCACAGACGAAUCCUACAGCUCCUACCACCCUGUGGGUGACUUCCCCCUGGUGAGGGUGCUCCGGGACCCCAUUUACGUGGAAGUCCGGCUGCUCCAGAAGACGGAUCCCAAUUUGGUGCUGGUGCUGCAUCACUGCUGGGCCUCCCCUGGCUCCCAUCCCACAUCCCAGCCCCAGUGGCCCAUCCUGGUAGAGGGGUGUCCUUUCCAAGGGGACAACUACAGGACUCGGCUGAUUCCAGUGGGUCCGGCCUCUCCAGAGCUGCCCUUCCCGAGCCACUACCAGCGCUUUGUCAUCUCCACCUUCACCUUUGUGGAGCCCCCUGGAAUGGCUGUGCUGGAGGGGGAGGUGUACAUCUCCUGCAGUGCUUCUGUGUGCCACCUGGCCCAGCCGGAGCCGUGCCGGCCCUCCUGCCAGCUGGGAGUGCCCUCACGAGUGCGGAGGUCUCUAGGGGACAGGAAGACAGCUGACAGCAUGGGGAUAGUCACAUCCCAGGGAUUCAUCGUCUUUCCUGAGGUUCCCAAGAGAGCAGGAACUGAGCAAAGAGGCUAAGGGCUCCAGCCUCUACCUGGAUGCCGUUGGAUGUCUCUGGGAAAGCUGGAAAAAUAAAACUAGUGCAGAGCACAGCUCUAAGGGUGGUUUGUCCUUGGGAGGGGAGGAGAGAGGGUUCCUCACCCCCCAU